AUAAAAGACCUGCAGGGCUGCCCUAUACCAAUUGAUGAACUUUUGAUGUCACGGGAGGAGGCCCAAAAGCCCAUGAGUGUCACCAGCCAAACCCCUGAGUCUGAAACAAAGAACUUUGCAGCCCCUAUUGAGCUCUGCUUAUUGCACGAUCAGCUAGUGAUGGAAUUUCGCCAUGAUCUGUUCCUGGCAAAGCAAGAAAUCAUCAGAGGUUAG
This is a messenger RNA of Protopolystoma xenopodis, 213 nucleotides long. NCBI's taxonomy places the organism in Eukaryota, Metazoa, Platyhelminthes, Monogenea, Polystomatidea, Polystomatidae. The record is from the annotation of a GenBank genome assembly.